Messenger RNA from Eleginops maclovinus (Patagonian blennie), 981 nucleotides. RefSeq names its product leucine-rich repeat and fibronectin type III domain-containing protein 1-like protein. NCBI's taxonomy places the organism in Eukaryota, Metazoa, Chordata, Actinopteri, Perciformes, Eleginopidae. The annotation marks the transcript as partial. Gene Ontology annotation, molecular function: protein binding. The record is from RefSeq and is a predicted model, not a curated record. The transcript is spliced from 6 exons.
AUGAGGGGGGCCGGGGCCCCCCCGCCUCGCGGGGGCUGCGGGGGUAUACUUUACGCCAGUAAACACCAUCAGUCAGUCAGGUCUUAUGCCUUUGCUGACCUCCAGGACCUCCAUGCUCUCCACCUGGAUGCCAACCGCCUCACAACCCUGGAUGACUCUCACUUUCAGGGCCUUGUGAACCUGCGGCACCUCAUCCUGGCCAACAACCAGCUGCACAGCAUAUCUGAGGGAGCUUUUUCAGGUACUGAGAAAGCCAAAGGAGCUCUGAUCAGAGCCCGUUUUACUUCCAUUAGAGACAUUGAUGCACCAACCACCUUUUUCUUCAACCUGGAGAGGUCUGUGGGCCAAAGGAAGCAGAUGGACUUCUUGGAGACUCUGGAGGAUUUGGAUUUAAGCUACAACAACCUAGUGGAUAUCCCCUGGGACACCAUCGCCUUGCUGGUCAGCGUCAACACCCUCAGCCUCGACCAUAACCUCAUAGAGAGCGUCCCAGAGGGAAUCUUCUCCAACCUGCAUAAACUAGCCAGACUGGACAUGACAUCCAACAAGCUGAAGAAGAUUCCUCCGGACCCGUUGUUCUUGCGGAUCCCAGUGUAUGCUAAGAUGAAGGGUUCUCCUCUCACGGCGCUGGUGUUGAGUUUUGGUGGGAACCCUCUGCACUGUAACUGUGAGCUGGUAUGGCUUCGCAGACUGACCAGAGAAGAUGAUCUAGAGACGUGUGCUUCACCUAAGGACUUGGCUGGCAAAUACUUCUGGACAAUUAGAGAGGAGGAGUUUGUUUGUGAACCACCAAUGAUUACUCGUCACACCUCCAAGAUGUUUGUGAUGGAGGGUCAAGAGGUCAGCCUGCGCUGUAAGUCCAUCGGUGAUCCUGAGCCUUCAACACACUGGGUCAGUCCUGAUGGAAAGCUAAUAGGCAACACGUCCAGAACUAUCUGCUAUGAGAAUGGCUCACUGGACAUCCUCAAAGCCUCAGUGAAG